AUGGUUAACAUACAACUGCCCAUAUACCUCGGCGAACUUAUCGACAAGAUGGCUCAGAUCAUCAAAGACCAAUCAAAGGGAAUGGCGACCGAUUUGAAUAUAAUCAAACCCGAAGCUGUCAAACUUGUCUUGUGUUAUACUGCUCAGGCAGUACUCACAUUUUGUUACAUAACUUUCCUAACGGUACUUGGAGAGCGCAUGGCUGCUGAUCUUCGUGUAAAGUUGUUCAGUCGCCUACUCAUUAUGGACAUGGCAUUUUAUGACAGUCAGAAAACAGCUGAACUGUCAGCUCGACUGAAUAAUGAUGUGCAGGAGUUCAAAAGUUGCUUCAAACUUACCGUUGCUCAAGGACUGAGGACACUUACUCAGGAGUCUCUCGUAAGAAGAGCUCAAGCUCAGUCUGCCGUAGCUGCAUCUGUCGCCGAUGAAGCAUUUGGAAACAUCCGAACAGUUCGAGCCUUUGCCAUGGAGGAGCAGGAAGCGCGAUUGUUCGAAAGGGAAGUUCGUAAAGCUUGUUCGAUGCAAGAGCUUUUAGGAAUGGGCAUAGGAUUGUUUCAAGGAGCUACGAACUUUUUCUUGAACGGGAUAGUCUUAUCCGUCCUAUACGGUGGUUCAUCUCUUAUAAAAGAAGGAAAAAUGACCCCUGGAGAACUAAUGGCAUUCCUCGUCACCGCUCAAACGAUUCAGAGGUCACUAAGUCAGCUUUCGCUAGUGUUCGGUACUGCACUCAAAGGAUGGACAGCUGGAGCGCGAGCCUUCGAGUUCGUUAACCUGCACCCGACCAUACGAAAUGACGACGGUGUUUGUAUCCCAUAUCACUCGCUCUGUGGCGGAAGGUGCGCUUCGAGAAUGUAG
Messenger RNA from Cooperia oncophora, 855 nucleotides. The record is from the annotation of a GenBank genome assembly. Lineage: Eukaryota; Metazoa; Nematoda; Chromadorea; Rhabditida; Trichostrongylidae.